GGAAAGUACGUUAGACACUCACCUCCUGGACAAUAAAAACAUCAUAUUUAAAAAAAAAGGAACUUGCAGCACUCACUCACUCAUUUACUAUUUUUGCCCUCACACAGAAAGAAAAAAUAAAACAGCAGCACAGGAAACAAAAACUCAGCCCAGAGUUUUCCUCUGCAGUCAGAGCCUGACUCACACUCAAUCUCUCUUUCAUCUCUCUCCGUUCCGGAUCAACAUCACCACUGUACGCCGUGUUGUUCGCCUCUCGUCACCUGGGCUAUGUGUGAACCUGGAAAGCAGUGUUAUGAAGGGGAAAGCUGCGGGGCACGCUUGGAUCAUCUCAAGAGACUCGUCUGGGUGCUGAUGAUCUGGGUCUCGAUCCUUUCCCUGGGCCUGGGAGCUUCCAUCACUCUUCACAUCUUUCGAUUUCAGGGACCAGAGACAAAGAAUCCCACCACUGCUUCAGUACCAAGCGGCUCUAAUUUCACUUACUACAAUUUAGCCCACACAAAUGUGGAAAAAGAUGAACUGAAACUGCAGUGGCGCAAAAGAAACAGCGAAAAGAAAGACACCGGGAUAGUAAUAGAGGAGGAUGGGAAUUAUUUUCUCUUCUUCAGAGCAACUCUGGCGUCUCGGAGACAUGGUGUGAAUUACACGAUCACAGUCGAGAAGAGGCCGAACGGAAACAAGUCCACCAAUAUCACUGACGGACACAUCAAUGGAACGGAGAACUCGACAGGAUUUAUCGGGAUAGGAGUGCUUCUGACGGAGAACACCGUGAUAAACGUUAUCUGCACUCCUGAAGCACUAUUCGACGUCCGGAACACUUACUUUGGCCUGAUCAGAUUCUGAAUCGGCAUUCUGCCUUAGCGGACGAAGCUUUGUGGGAGCGGUCUACACGUUUCGAAGACGAGGUCCACUCGGUUAAUCGUCAUCGUACCACAGCAAAUCAAUGAUAGAGACUGAGAUCAAAGUUUUGCCCCGGAAACUUGAAUUUGACGUGUUGAAUGUGAACAUUUCCGACAAAGCUAUCGUUCCUCAAAAUUGUUCACAUAAAAUAUGACUUUAUAAUAUUUAUCGAAGGUACGACAUCGUUACAAAGCUCCUUUUUGUUUUAAAGCCCAGUUUGCUUUUCUUCAUGUUCAUUUUUCAGAUGAAACUCAGGUAAAUCCAUUCUUCAGAGAUCUACUCAUGGUCUUUUAGAAUUGUAUUUUCAUCACAACAGAUGAAACUAUAUCGACAAAAGUUUGUGGACACCUUACCAUAAGAUCUGUAUGUUCUUUUAGAACAUCUCAUUACACACUUUCCAUUUUUAGUUCCAAUAUCCUCCGAUCUUCUGCGAAGAUGUUCCACUAGAUUUUAGUAGAUUUGGUACUGAUGCAGGUGAGGUGAGGUGAGGAGGACUAGGGUGCAGUUAGAACGAGUUCAAAUUGAUCUCGAAGAUGUUCAAAAGGUUGGGAGCUCUAUAGCAGGAGAUCUUCCACUCAGAUCCAUGUAUAAUUAAGAUUAUACUGCCUCCACUCCAACCCACAUAAAAUACACCUUUCUGAGGAACUUUCAUUAUAUCAAUUAAUAAUGUGACACUUUCAUGUUUCACAGUUACACCACAUUUCCACUUAACCUGAGAAGAAUUCACCCCAAACGUGUUCAUUAGGGUCGAGGUCAAAUCUCUAUAGCGGAAGAUCUUCCACUCCUCCAAUCCAUAUAAACCAUAUCUUUCCGAGAAACUUUCAUUAAAUCAAUUAAUAAUGCAACAAUUUUCAUGCUUCACAGUUACCUUUCCUCGUAACCUGGAAAAAAAUCACCCCAAAGGUGUUUAAUAGGUUUUGGAAUUCUAUAGCAGAAGACACACUCCAAUUUAUGUAAAGCAGAUCUUCAUGGAGCUGGCUUUGUACACUUUGUGGAACAGGAACAGGGUCUAGUAGUUCAAGAGGGAAAAUUUCAUACCACAGCAUCCAAAGAUGUCCUGGACCAUUGUGUGCCUCCAACGGUUUCUUUUGGCAGAGAACCACAUAAGGCUGGAAAAUUCAAGGUGUCCAGAUACUUUUGUUCCGUAUAGUGUAGGUCUGUGAUUUUUUUCCAAGCAGAUUCGAACUGCUGCUACAUUCUUUAGAUGUCUGGGUAUCUAUGUAUGUCAUAUUUUCCAUCUUACUUCAUCUUCACAUCAUUUCUUUUGCAAGUCAGUUAAAUGAGCUCUAAGUAUAUAGAAUUGUCCAUGUAGGCUGGAUGCAAAAUUUGUAUUUUACAGAAAUCUUUGUGAAUGUUUUGUGGUUUAUAAUCAUAUCACCCAUCCACACCAGUGUACAAUUUCGAAUGCAAAACACACAGGAUUCAGCACUACCCACUACCCAGAUUUUAUUGCAAUCCAUUUGAUCAAAAAGACAGAUUUCAGGGAUUUGUUAUUUCAUUUUUCAAGUAAUAUCACUUUUUGUAAAAUUCCCUCUGAAUGUGCAAUGUUUUAAAAAAAUUUUUGCGGGUUUUUUUCAUGAAUCAGUUCCCAGUGUUAUAGUGUUCAUGUACACGCUUUUGUUGUUGUUGUUGUUGUUGUUGUUGUUGUUGUUGUUGUUAUGAUAUGCACUGAUUUGUACUGGAUGAAAUAAUUUUCAACAUCGAAAUAAUACUUCUUUUUUAUAUUAUAAUUCUUUAUUUAUUUUUUUUAAAUAAAAUCUCAUUAAUGAUCGUUCGAUAUGUACAUAAAUGUUUUUUUUGUGUAUUUAGUUUUUUUAUUUCCGGCAUAUUAUUAUGAAUGUAUU
Messenger RNA from Silurus meridionalis, 2741 nucleotides. RefSeq names its product TNF superfamily member 18 (gene tnfsf18). The coding region runs from base 268 to 840 and encodes 190 amino acids. Lineage: Eukaryota; Metazoa; Chordata; Actinopteri; Siluriformes; Siluridae. The record is from RefSeq and is a predicted model, not a curated record. The transcript has 3 exons. Gene Ontology annotation, molecular function: protein binding.